Messenger RNA from Fusarium sp. VM40, 858 nucleotides. The record is from the annotation of a GenBank genome assembly. Lineage: Eukaryota; Fungi; Ascomycota; Sordariomycetes; Hypocreales; Nectriaceae.
AUGGGCGUCCGUAUUGCUACACUGGAAGAUGUGCCCGCUUUGAAGGAGGUCAUCCUCAGCGGGCUGACCAACGACUCAGUCUGGCAGUACUGCUUCCCCUCAGCCGGCCGCUCAGAAGCAGCCUCAAAUCAGGUCGAGACGGUCCUCAAGAGAGUUAUCGACAAGGAAAACACCAAUUGGUUGUGUUUUGUCGUUGACGCUCCCAAGACUCACGAUCCUGUUUCUUUGGCCAUUUGUCAAACCCUUCACGCCAACUCAGACGAGCAAAAGAGCAUCUCUGAGCAAGUCGAGCAAGUAUUUGGUCUAUCAAACGGCGACAGCGAGAGCAAAACCGCCAAACGUCUUGCGGCACUUCAAUCAGGCAUUACGCAGACGCAGCAAACGUACCUCGCGCGCCACAACCAACUCAUCUUCCUCCAUGCCGUCAUCACGCACCCGCACUGGAAGCGCCAAGGAUACGCCAAGACGCUGUGCAAGCAAACCUUGCAGGUAGCGCGUCAGCAGGGCGCCGUCGUAGCGGCCCUCGCCAGCCCCUUCAGCGGCUACGUCUUCUACUCUGGCACCAGCUUCUCCAACUGCGGCCGCACAAAGGUCGAGACGGACAACGACAUUGAGAACCUCGAGCUGCAGAUCAUGGUCUCCACCCCGCCCAAGCCCCUCGAGCAGAGGAGGAGCUCCAUCAUGGACUAUCUCGGUGCGGGGAAGAAAGCCUCGCCUGCCAACAGCAGACGGGAGUCUUACGACCAGGACGCUGGCGCUGGCGAGCAGAGGCGAGGCUCUUUUCUUGACAUGUUUAGCUUUGGCGCCAAGACUCCCACCGCUGUGGAUGGAGAUGUCCGCAGAAAGUCCCAUGCUUAG